Penicillium antarcticum is the source of this 903-nucleotide messenger RNA. Its product is annotated as putative GATA transcription factor (AreB). The record is from RefSeq and is a predicted model, not a curated record. The transcript is spliced from 2 exons. The coding region runs from base 1 to 903 and encodes 300 amino acids. Gene Ontology annotation, biological process: positive regulation of transcription by RNA polymerase II; negative regulation of transcription by RNA polymerase II. Gene Ontology annotation, molecular function: RNA polymerase II cis-regulatory region sequence-specific DNA binding; DNA-binding transcription factor activity, RNA polymerase II-specific; zinc ion binding. NCBI's taxonomy places the organism in Eukaryota, Fungi, Ascomycota, Eurotiomycetes, Eurotiales, Aspergillaceae.
AUGGCCACUACAUUGACUGACGCCAAUCGUACUCAAUUACAGCCCGUUUGCCAAAAUUGCGGCACCUCUACGACCCCCCUGUGGCGACGUGAUGAACAGGGUUCAGUCCUCUGCAACGCCUGUGGACUGUUCUUGAAACUUCAUGGCCGUCCUCGUCCGAUAAGCUUGAAAACCGAUGUGAUCAAGAGUCGCAAUCGCGUUAAGACCGGCCAAGGUCCAAAGCGCAAGUCCGGCGGUCCUGUCGAUACCAAUGGUCUCCCUUCCAGAUCAGAGGCUGGCACUCCUCCUCUCGGUGGACAUGGAUACCGUCGCGCGUCGCGUAAGAUGUCCCCGGGCCAUUCGGAUCGCUCGAACUCCCCCGUAUCCCGGACUGAGACACCUGGCUUUGGCUCGAUGCACGCGCACAACUCGAAUAUCGCGCCCCAGCACAUGUUCGAUAGCGUCACCCUGGGCGAUAAUAUGAAUUCCUCCAGCAGCCUCCCCUCGCGACAGAUGCGCCAACCCUCUCCGUCAGCAGUCGACCGCCAACUCGACUCCCCCCACACAUUCGAAAGCCUCCUUGCCCUCAACACAUCCCUCAAAACCCGCGUCAGCGAACUGGAAUUCGUCAAUGAGCUUUUCCGCGGCCGCGUGACAGAACUUGAGCAAAGCGACGCCAGCGCGCGCCGGUCGGAGAUGAUCGUACGAGACUCGGAAGUCCGCCUCCGCCGAUCCCUCGAAGACUCCCAGCGCCGUGAAGAAGAUCUCAAGCGUCGCGUCAGCGAUCUCGAGCGCCAAGUCGGAACCAGCAGCGCCGGCGACGCCGAGUCUGGCGAGCCAUCUGCCAAGAAGAUCCGCCUGUCAGACGUGGUGGAAACCAGCGAGGAAGUGCAGCCCAAGUCGCAAUCUCCCAAGAGCGUCUAG